Messenger RNA from Sceloporus undulatus (fence lizard), 1068 nucleotides. Its product is annotated as protein WWC3-like. The record is from RefSeq and is a predicted model, not a curated record. Bases 267 to 800 code for a protein of 177 amino acids. NCBI's taxonomy places the organism in Eukaryota, Metazoa, Chordata, Lepidosauria, Squamata, Phrynosomatidae. The transcript has 4 exons.
AUAUGGUCUAUCAGUCUACCAGAAAUCCUACCUGGCAAGCGACAUAUUUCUGGCAACUGAUCUUGAUUACAAGGAAAGUGGGGCUUCUGGAGAUGAAAAUGGAAAUAUGGACAUAGUCAUUCUGGGUCAACUAUUUUGAUUGUUUGUUUUUCUAUUGCACUUUUCAGAUAAUGUUACUGUAGUUUUAGGAGUGUUAGUGGUAUUGAUGCAAUCAAGAUAAUAAUCAAAUUGUGUUAAAUUAAUUCUAAAGUAUCAAUUUCCGUUUCAUGUUUUUCUUCCAGCUGUAUCGUAGUGAUAGUGACAGUUCCACUCUGCCAAGAAAGUCACCUUUCAUCCGAAAUACUUUGGAAAGGCGUACAUUGCGUUAUAAGCAGCAAUCAUGUAGAUCAUCUUUGGCUGAUCUUAUGGAAAGGACAUCACUAGACCUGGAGCUGGAUCUUCAGGCUUCCAGAACAAGGCAGAGGCACUUGAAUGAAGAAUUGUCUGUUCUGCGAGAGUUGCGGCAACGCCUGGAGGAUGCCCAGCUUACUGGUCAAACUGACCUGCCUCAUUGGGUCCUUCGGGAUGAACGAUUCCGAAACUUGCUGAAGGAAGCAGAAAAACAGACAAGACAGACCAAAUUUGAGCAUCAUCAACAGCAAGCAGCUGAAAAAUUGCUUAAAAAAGCAUCCAAAGAAGUAUACCAGCUGCGUGGACAAAAUCAGAAGGAGCCUAUUCAAGUGCAGACUUUUCGGGAGAAGAUGGCAUUCUUUACAAGGCCAAGGAUCAAUAUACCUCCUCUUCCAGCUGAUGAUGUAUAACAUGUUACAUUAUAAACAUGAAGUAUUUAUCUGCCUGUUCCUAUUUUAUAGUGAAGUUACUAAACCAGUUAAGUUUAUUUUUUAAAACCUUUGUGUAAAAACUAUUAAUAUACACAUUUUGUAAAAAAAAGUAAAAAUAAACAAAAACAUAUAAAUAUAUACAUAUAUAUUUUAUAAUAGUGACUGCAGCAAGGCUUGGUUUUUCCUUGUUGUGAAACUUAUGUCGCUGAAGACGACUUAUUUUAUAUUAAAGAAAAAAAAUCAACUA